This is a messenger RNA of Spirodela intermedia, 285 nucleotides long. The record is from the annotation of a GenBank genome assembly. Lineage: Eukaryota; Viridiplantae; Streptophyta; Magnoliopsida; Alismatales; Araceae.
AUGGAGGCGACGGUGGCCUGGGGGUUGACGAAGAGGCCACAGAGAAGGAUCAUCAGCUCGUACCACCACCACUCGAGGCACACGGACGCGCAUGUCGGUACGGCCAGUCGGAGCAGAGCGGACCACCCACGUAGGCAGUCAACGCCGGGGCUGACCCACGAAUCCUCGUAGACGCGGGAGACGAGGAUGUAGCACAGGAGGCUGAGGCAGAGGUUGAGGUUGGUCAGGACCAUGGAGAGGGCCACUCCGGCGAUGCCCAUUCGGAGACGGACGACGAGGAAGUAG